GAAGCGGUUCUUGUCAGUCGUUGUCAGGUAUUUGAGCUUGUUUGUGGUGGGUUCGCGGCGCCUGACUAGGUGAGGCUUGGUUCCAGGACCCCGAGAGGGACGCUCGAGCGUAAACCCGGGCAGCGGGAUGGACGUUCUGAAAUCGGAGAUCCUCCGGAAGCGGCAGCUGGUGGAGGACAGGAACCUGUUGGUGCUGGAAAACACUUGUCUGUGUUACAUUGUUCUUCUGGAAGAGCUGCCUCAACUUGGUCAUUUCAAAUGAUGUUGCAGCUUUUUAUUGUUAGUCCGAGAGUUGAAAUAGAAAAUAAAAAGUAUUUCAAGCGUAGUGAACUUGCAAAAAAAGAAGAGGAAGCAUAUUUUGAAAGAUGUGGCUACAAGCCUAUAAAUGAGAAGCCAUCUGGAGAGAUACAGCCGAAAGAGGAGGACCAGAAACCAUUAACUUCUUCAAAUCCAGUGCUAGAACUUGAACUGGCAGAGGAAAAGUUACCCAUGACUCUUUCUAGGCAAGAGGUUAUCAGAAGAUUGAGAGAAAGAGGAGAACCAAUCAGACUGUUUGGAGAAACUGAUUAUGAUGCUUUUCAACGUUUAAGAAAAAUAGAGAUCCUCACACCAGAAGUUAACAAGGGAUUGAGGAAUGAUCUGAAAGCAGCUUUGGAUAAGAUCGACCAGCAGUACCUCAAUGAGCUUGUGGGUGGUCAGGAACCUGGAGAGGAAGACACACAGAAUGAUUUGAAAGUUCAUGAAGAAAACACCACAAUUGAAGAGUUAGAGGCAUUGGGAGAAUCUUUAGGAAAAGGCGAUGAUCAUAAGGACAUGGAUAUCAUUACCAAGUUCCUUAAGUUUCUUCUUGGUGUUUGGGCUAAAGAACUGAAUGCCAGAGAAGAUUAUGUGAAGCGCAGUGUGCAGGGCAAACUGAACAGUGCUACUCAAAAACAGACUGAGUCCUAUCUCAGACCCCUUUUCAGAAAGCUACGGAAAAGGAAUCUUCCUGCUGAUAUUAAAGAAUCCAUAACAGAUAUUAUUAAAUUCAUGUUGCAGAGAGAAUAUGUAAAGGCUAAUGAUGCUUAUCUUCAGAUGGCCAUUGGAAAUGCCCCUUGGCCCAUAGGUGUCACCAUGGUUGGUAUCCAUGCCAGAACUGGCAGAGAAAAGAUUUUUUCUAAGCAUGUUGCACAUGUUUUAAAUGAUGAAACACAGCGGAAAUAUAUUCAGGGAUUGAAGAGGUUAAUGACCAUUUGCCAGAAGCACUUUCCUACAGAUCCAUCAAAAUGUGUGGAGUACAACGCACUGUGAAAUCUGGGUAUGGUGUCUUAAGUAACGAGAAACUUAAGUGGACGUGCUGUACGGACUUCUGGAAUUCCCAUCAGGAACGAGGGAAGAAUAAUGUGGUUUCCUGUGUUUGAGUUCUACCUAACGCUACUGUCUCGGUUUUAAGAAACGGUGUUGGCUCUCCUGUCACAUCUGGCUACAAACUGAUUUUUGUGUCAUUUACUUUAAAUAGUCAAAAAAUUAAGUUCUAAAGACUUUUCCUCGAAUUUAAAUGUGUAGACAACUGUCCCAGAAGAGGGUCUAAAAUGACGUCUUCCCUCUAGACCUACAAGCUGGCACUUAGAGGAUUGAAAAGGAACAUUUGAGGAUGGACUUAAUUUCUUUCUGUAAAAUACGGUAAUUUUCACAUUGUCUUUUAUGUAGCAUUUAUAAAAAAUAUUUUUAUAUAUUUCAACAGAAAUAUGGAACCAUUUAAUGAAACUUUAUAGUCCUUAAAUGUUGCUGAACUUUUGCCAUCUUGCAGUAGAAUUGGAAUGUAAAUGUUAUUACUGUUAACUCAAGUGUUGUUUUUCUUGCAUUUCAAGGCUGGCUUUUACCUUCUAAGGAGUGUAAAUUUUAGUAUUUGUCAUCUCUUUGGGACAGAAGAAUUAACAGGAAAUCACAGUUCAAAAUAGAUGGUAUAUUAUACCAACAGAAGUUUAAAUUAAGAAGCCCAGUGCCUCAAGGUUCAAGGUGGGGCAGUGGAUUGUCAAGCCAGCCAAGGAUGGGGACGUUGUGACACCACUGGUUCUUCCCAGACUAGGACUGCUUGUGAGUCUCCUUGUUGCAGGGCCCGCGGUGGACUGCCGCUCCCGGCCCUGUGCCACCGCGCAUAGAACAAGGCGCCGGGACUCUGGUCACUGCCUGACACAGUAGGCCAUGCGUCUGAGUUGGCCCACAUGAGGACUUCCGAAUCUCACACAGUGUCCUGUGCAGAUAAUGGUAUAAUGGUGACGAAUCGCUGUGCUCUGCAAGUUGAGAGGCCUCGGUUAAUAGAGGAAGGUGGGUGAAUGGAACCGACCUGCCCAGGGGGAGUGACAGUGUCGGGUAGCAGUAAGGGGCUGCUCCCGAGUCAGCACUGCCGAGCUGGAGGUCCCAGAUCUCCCCCUACAGGUGCGAGACCCUGGGCGUCACUCAGCCUGUCUCUGCCUCCUUUUUGCCCCGUCUGCAAACGGUCGCGAGGCCCUGGGGUGUACACCUCAGCGUGCCGCUGUGGUGGUCAAGUCAAAUAAAAUGCUUAGUGCGCUGCCUGGCAAAUGAGAGCUCAGUGGGUACUGGUUCUUGUGUCCUCGUUCCUAGAGUGUUACUGCAGUAGCGUUCCUGAGCCCUGUGCCGAGGGGCGGUGUGUGCUCAAGUCAGGGUAACACCAACGAUGGGGGGGUGGCAGCGACAGCCGUAGGGGUAGGAGCGGUUACCAAGCAGGGACUGUGUCUGGGCUCGGUGACUGCUCCCGAUUUCAGCCAGUUGGGAGUUGAAAGGGUGAGAGGACAUGGUGGGAGCUAGAGUCCGCUGAGUUGUAGGUGGGGGUAGCUUCUCAUAGCUCCACGGUCACCUAUUCUGGCCCCUUUGGGAAGGCUCGAGAGCCUCUUGUGGUCACCUGUGUAUGGCCAUGCCUGUCGGGUCAUUUCUGCUGGGUUUCUGCACAGGGUGGCUGGAGCCUGCCGUCCUGAAUUGAAUCAGGCUUAUUCCCUACCCCACUCCCCACUUCGGAAACCAUUUCUUAUGAUUAAAUGAGUUAGGACUUAGGAGAGCUUACUCUAGGGCAAAUGAGAGAGAGACUUUCGUAAGAUAGGACGCUAGUCUAGACUUGAGUUACGUAAUCUUGUUGUGUUGGACUUGCUGAUAAAUACUGUUGAAUGAAUACUCCCCAAAUUACUUCUCUUUGUUCACAAUCAGACCACAGCAUGGCAGUCCGUUGUUUUCAUGUUGUCUUUCCAUUUGCUGUUAGUUAAUACUCCACAUAAAGAAGAAACUGUAUCAGGUGACACCAAUACCUUCUAAAAUUGAUCUGUAUGGGUAGAAGGUUUAAAAAAAAAAAUGGUAACUUUCUAUAGUCCUGUGAAUUGUUAACCAUGGGGGCUUAGGUAGAGGGAAGCAGGUUCGUAGAAAAGCUUUCCAUUUCCCUGAAAUUAAAGGUCUUCUGUUACUUGCAAAUAAUCACGUGGCUAAAUAGAACAGUAACCUCCCGCGUUCUCCACAUCAUGAAAAUUUUAGUUCAGCAGAUAUGACAUACUUCUGCUUUUAGCUAUUUUUAAAAUAAUAAAGGCAUCCUUUAAAAAUCAGUCACAGCCCUGAAAUUAACCAUUCUUCCCUUUCUUCAUUACUGCCGGCCCAGACUCCUGUCCAGAGGAGUUCUUUCUGGAGUCAGAUUUAAUAAAAUGCUGGUAUUCUCUCACAAGUAAUCCUGUAUUUUCUGGGAGUGUUCUUGCCAACUGCAAAGACCAAGCAGUAGAUGUUAGCAUUACAACACAGAGCCUGUGGCAGCCUGGAAGCCAGGGCUGUGCUCUCAGUCUUUGGGGAAAAUUAGGAAAUGAAGUUGAGGCCAAAGACAAUUGAGGGAGAGAGAACGAGGAUGGUCCCGAUCUCCUGAGGAGAAGGGGGAGGUCCCGAGAGACCCGAGCUGGGAAGGCAGCUGUCAGGAGUCACAGAGCUGAGGGAUCUGCUCUGAGCUCAGCGAGAAUUGGGAGGAAUGGGAAAUAGGAUUGAUAGCAGAGGGCGCCUGGGUGGCUCAGUCGUUAAGCGUCUGCCUUCGGCUCAGGUCAUGGUCCCAGGGUCCUGGGAUCGAGUCCCACAUCGGGCUCCCUCCUCGGGGGGAAGCCUGCUUCUCCCUCUCCCACUCCCGCUGCUUGUGUUCCUGCUCUCGCUAUCUCUGUCUCUGUCAAAUAAAUAAAUAAAAUCUUUAAAAAAAAAAAAAAGGAUUGAUAGCAGAAGGGCUUCUUGGUGUUAAGUCCUUCCAGCUGGUGAUUUCCUGACCUACUCUCACACUUUCGAUUGCCCUGGGUUUCGACCCCCGUAAAUACUUGAGAAACACAACUGUCUUUUCACUUGAAAGUCAUUUAUUCUGUGAGCAGUUUAGAAAAGACAACAGAAAAGUGUUCCAGAGUCUUUGGUAGAUUUGAAUUUGGGGAUUCGUUAUCACUGGCUCCUUUUCAGCCACACAGUCACCCCCUUUUAAGGAUUAACAUAGGAGAUGGUAGAAUUUGGGCAGUUUUAGUGAAAGGGGGGCGUUAAAUUGCAGUGUCGCGAUCGCCUUUGUCGGAGUGUCUUGGAGAUGUGCCUCCCCAGUACGCUCCUAUGAAGCCCCUCGCUGGCCAGCUUGACCCCGUAGAAAUGUAUGGUAUGGGACCAUAUUGGGAGUCCUGAGCUGCAAGCCCUUCCUCACGGCUUCUGAUGUGGGAGUUUCCAGCUGUGUGAGGAGCCAGCACCAGCCCCCUGAGGGUCACUACGGGACCACUGUUAAGGCAACUGGUUUUCAUCACAGACCCAGUAGCUCCAUUGGCUGAAUUCUAACCACACGCUAGUACUUUAAUGGUUAACAGUAUCCUGAACAUCUUUUGAAAUUUAAAAACAAGUUCUGGGGGUGUGGAGUAACUCGGGGGAAGGCAGUGUGGCUGGCGGCAGCUGUGGUGUGAGCCGAUCCCAUUCAAGAUCUGGGAGCCGUGCUCGUUUAAAAAAAAGGUUUUGUAUAUUUACCAAAAGCUUAUUAUGAAAGCUUUGAUUACUUACUCAGUUGUGCCCAUACUAAACCCCGGGGUCCUUGGUACAGCUUGCUGGAGCUAACCGUCCUCGCGUUGCCGGUCGGGAUUGCUCUGCUGAAGCAGGCAGCUUGGUUUUGUGGGGUCCCGCCUCCCCGCCUAUAAGCACCGGCUUUGAAAAUACUGUCAGCCUUCCCUCACAGCAUUCAGGCUGGAUACAUACUUUCACCGGGGAGAGCAGCUAAGAAGUUUCAGGCUUCCUUUCGAGUAUGAUCCGUGACCUCAGAAGUGUUCACUGAGCUUCCUCCCACGAUGGGCAAGAGUCAUUUGGGCAGUCUGCUCUCUGUGCCUUUCUGAACUCACAGUUUGUCAUUGCCAAAUUGCCUUUCCUGUCCAACUGCUCUGCCUUUUUUUUUUUUUUCAACUGCUCUGCCUUUAAGACUUAGGAACAAUCGGGAAGCUUUAGUGUUGUAGUCUGAGCUUGGCUUGGAGGUUCUGCCCUCCCGGGAAGCAGGAGAGUUAAAGCUGUAGCUUUGGAAACUUUCUGACCACAAUUCAAAGUAUAACAGUAACAAAUGCAUGCAUACAUGAAUGCACAUAUAACUGAAACAAAAGCACUCACAUACUCUUCUCUUGUAUUUCUUUUAAGAAUAUGCUGGCUGUGACUCCAAACAGGGUUACGACGCAUUAAUGCACUGUGACCAGUAGUUUGAAAACCACCCAUUAAGACCACCAAUUAUCAGUAGAGUUAAGGAUGGAAAUAACCUGGUAGAUGAAUUCAGGGCAGAAGGACUCUACUUUUUAUUUUUUUUAGCCACCUAGGCGCCCCUAAAUUGUUGAUUUUCCCAUGUAAAGGCAAACAGGUAUUGGCUUUCAGGGUCACUACAAAGGUCUAUUACAGUGAAGGUUGUGCUUUCUGGAGAUACGGCGGAAAGUGGGGUAUGAGGAUUUGGCACAACUGGGUGCUGGGGAAUAACUAUAUUGUUGAUAACUCUCUAAGUCCUGAACAAACCUCCAUCCUCUUCCAUGUUUUUUUUUUUUUUUUUUUUUUUUAAAUAACAUAUAAUGUAUUAUUUGUUUCAGAGGUGCAGGUCUGUGAUUCAGCAGUCUUACACAAUUCACAGUGCUCACCAUAGCACAUACCCUCCCCAGUGUCCAUCACCCAGACCCCCAUCUCUCCCACACCCCUCCACUCCAGCAACCCUCAGUUUGUUUCCUGAGAUUAAGAGUCUCUCAUGGUUUGUCUCUCUCUGUGGUUUCAUCUUUUCAUUUUUCCCUCCCUUCCCCUAUGAUCCUCUGUCUUGUUUCUCAAAUUCCUCAUGUCAGUGAGAUCAUAGGAUAAUUGUCUUUCUCUGACUGACUUAUUUCACUUAGCAUAAUACCUUCUAGUUCCAUCCAUGUCGUUGCAAAUGGCAAGAUUUCAUUUUUUGAUGGCUGCAUAAUAUUCCUGUGUGUGUGUGUGUGUGUGUAUCACGUCUUUUUUAUCUAUUCAUCUGUUAUGGACAUCUAGGUUCUUUCCAUAGUUUGGCUAUUGUGGACAUUGCUGCUAUAAACAUUGGGGUGCAUGUGCCCAGAAGGACUCUACUUUUAAAAAGUUUUUUAAAUACAGAGCUAUAGAGAUCACACUCAGCGUUCAAGGUUAGUGUGAAGUUUAGCAGAUUAUAAAACCUUUCCAAUGCUAAGUACUUGCGAAGCAGCAGUUCUUAUAUUUCAGAUGAAGAGACUAUCCCCCAAGGGGAGGAUAACCACAACACACAACAUAUAGUUGGCAGCGUGGUUUGGUGACCACCUUAGGCUGGCUGUCAGUUGUAUAAAGGGAGAUGAACCAAGGUAUAAAAUAGAUGGGAGCUCAGAGGUAGGGUUGAGGCAGAGAAAGAUACAUCGUGCAUCAAAUCUCUAUUGAGGGUUGGCUCAUGCCUUUAAAGAUUACUUCCCAAGGCUGAGGUAGGGCUGGAUUACAUUCCUUUUUAUGUAAAUUUUUAAGCAAUUGUGUAAUAUAGAAAAAUGUACAAAUAAGAAGACUACCAUAUCCUGAUACAUUUUUCAAAGUGAAUAUCUCCCCAAAGUCUCCAGCACCCAAGUCAGGAAAGAACGUUGUUAAUGCCCCGGAAGUCUCCUCAUGCCCCCUUCUGGUCACAACCAUGGUCCUAAUGUCUAACAUCAUUACUGCUCCAUAAUGUACAUACCCUACAAUUCACCCAUUUAAAGUAUAUAGAGAUUUAGACUAUUCAGAGUUGUACCACCAUCGCCACAACCUUAAGUUCAGAACAUUUCAUCACCCCUAAAAGAAACCCUGUACCCAUUAGCAGUCACUAAUAGGUUAGUUUUGCCUGAUUUUUCAUCUGCUCAUUUGUAAAUGGACUCAGUGGUCUUGACUUGUUUUAUGUUUCAUUUCUUCUGGUUUCUGAUCCUCCUCCUCAUCACAUGUCAUUGUGAUUCGUUCAUUCUCAUGGCCACAUCCCAUAAUUUAUCUGUUUUACUGUUGAUAGACUUUUGAGUUGGUUCCAGUUUUUGUAUGAAUAUUGUGUGUGCAUUCUUUGGUGAAUAUGAAUCUCUGUAGGGUACACACCAUGUUGUGAAAUGUCUGGGACAUAGGGUAUGUGCAUACUCAGCUAUAUUAGAUACUGUCAAGGAAUUUUCCAAACGGCCUGUACAGUGGACAGCCCCCCCAGGCAGGAUUUGAAGUUCCAGCUACUCUACAUCCCGGCCACACAUGACAUACUCUGUCAUUUUCAUUUUAGCCCUUCUGGUGGGUUAAAGUGGUAUGCUGUGGCCUUAAUUUGCAUUUCCCUGCUGACACAUAAAGGUGGCCACCUUCUUUAUGUACUUGCUGGCCAUUUGGAUAUUCUCUUUUGUGACGUUCCCAUUUAGGAUCUUAUUUUUGCCCAUGUCUUCUGUUUAAUUGCCUGCCUUUUUCUUACUGAUCAUAGUUUGUUCUUCUGGCUAGGAGUCCUUUGUUGGACACGUUUAUUGCAAAUACUUCUCCCGCUCUGUGGCUUGCCUCUCUGCGAGGUUCCUUUUUAUGCAAAGGGGAAAUAACCUUUUAACGAGCUCAGAUAUUGACAUAAUCUUUGCUACCUGUGCCAGGUUGUACAAAAAUCAAAUUAUGUGUUAGUCUUACAGUAAUUUUUUUCUCUUGAUUAAUGAUGUCAUCGUCUUGGUGUGCCUUUAAGGGUAUAGGAUUUGAGAGAGGAAAUCAUGUGACUUUUAAAAAUUUUUUUGCUAUACUUUGGUUUUAUUAGAUUAUUAUUUAAGACCUGGUGAUUUUUUUCUUCCUUUGGUGUGCAAGUAUGUACACCAUAUAUGUGUGUUGUAGACAGUGCUCGCUGGUGGCUUACCCUGUUUUCAUUCUCCUCCUCUUUGCUAAUAGAAGCUUAAUGUGUUCAGAGCUGCAAUGCACACAGUUAAAACUGCUUGCUCUCCCAGGACCCUUUGAUGUUAGGGUUGGUUAUGUGACAUGUUCUGCCAAUAAUCCGUGGAGAGAGUCUGUUGGGUAGGACUUCCCGAAAGCUAUUG
This is a messenger RNA of Mirounga angustirostris (Northern elephant seal), 8516 nucleotides long. It is a transcript of the gene PRPF18, whose product is annotated as pre-mRNA processing factor 18. Gene Ontology annotation, cellular component: U2-type post-spliceosomal complex; U5 snRNP; U4/U6 x U5 tri-snRNP complex. Gene Ontology annotation, biological process: RNA splicing; generation of catalytic spliceosome for second transesterification step. The transcript is spliced from 12 exons. The record is from RefSeq and is a predicted model, not a curated record. Bases 259 to 1290 code for a protein of 343 amino acids. Lineage: Eukaryota; Metazoa; Chordata; Mammalia; Carnivora; Phocidae.